This is a messenger RNA of Arachis stenosperma, 1926 nucleotides long. RefSeq lists its product as uncharacterized. Lineage: Eukaryota; Viridiplantae; Streptophyta; Magnoliopsida; Fabales; Fabaceae. Gene Ontology annotation, cellular component: microtubule organizing center; MWP complex; mitotic spindle. Gene Ontology annotation, biological process: microtubule anchoring at mitotic spindle pole body; mitotic sister chromatid segregation; protein localization to mitotic spindle pole body. Gene Ontology annotation, molecular function: protein binding. Bases 252 to 1628 code for a protein of 458 amino acids. The transcript has 6 exons. The record is from RefSeq and is a predicted model, not a curated record.
UUCAAAUGUAGGUAAAUUCAUCUCCAUAAUAAACUCUGAAAUUUGAAAAAAAAAGGGGGUGAAAAUUUGAAAAUAUUUUCUUCUGAAAAGAAAGACACCAUUUUCUGAUCACGGUUCCAAAAUCCAGAUCUAGUGUCUGCUGAGUUUCUAUCGCAAUCAAUUGGUACAGUUCCGCUUUCAGAAUUGCAUUACCGCCAUAUCUCUCCCCUUAUGGAAUAGUUGGUUCCUUGUUGUUCUUCAUUGGCGGAUCCAUGGAGUUCACUGAAUCUUACAAGCAAACGGGUCCUUGUUGUUUCUCUCCCAAUGCUCGAUUCAUCGCCGUCGCCGUCGAUUACCGCCUCGUCAUUCGGGAUACUCUCUCUUUCAAGGUUGUGCAGCUGUUUUCCUGCUUGGACAAGAUUAGCUAUAUCGAAUGGGCCCUUGAUUCUGAAUACAUUCUUUGUGGUCUGUAUAAGAGACCGAUGAUACAAGCUUGGUCACUGACCCAACCCGAAUGGACAUGCAAAAUAGAUGAAGGUCCUGCAGGUAUUGCUUAUGCUAGAUGGAGCCCAGAUAGUCGCCACAUACUCACUACGUCAGAUUUCCAGUUGCGUUUGACAGUUUGGUCUUUGGUAAACACAGCCUGUGUUCAUGUGCAGUGGCCAAAGCACGCUUCCAAGGGAGUUUCUUUCACUAGAGAUGGGAAAUUUGCAGCAAUUUGCACAAGGCGUGAUUGCAAGGAUUAUAUAAAUCUGUUAUCUUGUCACAAUUGGGAAAUCAUGGGCAGUUUUGCAGUUGACACAGUAGACUUGGCUGACAUUGAAUGGUCACCAGAUGAUAGUGCUAUUGUGAUAUGGGAUUCGCCACUUGAAUACAAGGUUCUAAUCUAUUCUCCAGACGGAAGAUGCCUUUCCAAGUAUCAAGCAUAUGAAAGUGGAUUGGGUGUUAAAACUGUGUCAUGGUCUCCUUCUGGUCAAUUUCUUGCAGUGGGUAGUUAUGACCAGAUGCUGCGGGUCUUGAAUCAUCUAACUUGGAAGACAUUUGCAGAGUUUAUGCACCCAUAUACUCUCCGAGCCCCUUGUUAUGCAGCUGUCUUCAAAGAAGUAGAUGAGCCACUGCACCUUGAUAUGUCUGAACUGUGUUUGAGUGAUGAUUUUUCCCAAGGAAACAAUGAUGCUCCCGAAGAACCCUUUAGAGUAAGGUAUGAGGUUAUGGAAGUUCCUAUCAGUUUACCAUUCCAGAAGCCUCCUGCUGACAAACCUAAUCCCAAACAAGGAAUAGGUUUACUGUCAUGGAGUAACGAUAGCCAAUACAUAUGUACUCGCAACGACAGCAUGCCUACAGUACUUUGGAUAUGGGACAUUCGACAUCUCGAACUCGCCUCAAUAUUAGUGCAGAAAGACCCUAUCAAAGCAGCAGCCUGGGAUCCAUCAUGCACUCGCCUUGUUUUUUGCACCGGAAGCACACACUUGUACAUGUGGACACCCUCUGGUGCCUACUGUGUCCAUGUCCCCAUAUCCCAAUUUGCUAUAACAGACCUGAAAUGGAACUCAGAUGGCAGUUGUUUACUCCUUAAGGACAAGGAAUCUUUCUGCUGCGCUGCCGUUCCCUUGAUGCCAGAAUCUAGUGAAUACAGCUCAGAUGAUUGAGAUGCUAAGAAGGGAAAGGAAACUAAAAUUAUGGUAAAUAUAUUUGGUAGCAGCCAUUGUGCCUCUGAUGAAUGAGUAUAAGGUUGAGGAUUAUAUGAAUCCUGAAUUUUGUAAAUUAAAUGUGUGUGGAAAUGACUUCAAUUGAUGAGGGGAGGAUAUGUAUGCCAUUGAAGCAUUUUGUAAUUUGUAGUAAUAUUUGUGAAAAAUCAUAGGCCAUCUCGGCCUCUGUUGUAGGAGCAUACAUCAGAUAUCAGAUAUCAUUUUCUUAUUGAUUUUAUUUUAUUAUAUUUUCCCUAAA